AUGCCGCCGCCGUUACCGUCUCUUCAACUCCGGCGUCUUCUCCUCCGUGGAUUCGCCUCCUCCUCCGGCAAUACUCUCCAGUCUCAGUCCCGUCUCAUUUUUCCUAACUCAUCGUUACCUCCUCUCCCGCCUCCACGUUCCUCUCUAUUCUCGAGCUUCCCUUCUAGAUUCUUCUCAUCCGAAACAAAUGCGGAAUCGGAAACCUUAGAUUCGAAUCAGAUCGCUCUCUCUUUUUCGAAGGAGCUCACUGGAAAUCCGGAUGCUGAUCCUAGCUCCAUUUCGCAGAGCUUCCAUCUCAGCUUCUCCCACAUCACGCCAAAUCCCGAUUUGAUUCUCCAAACCCUCAAUCUCUCCCCGGAAGCUGGUCGCGCGGCCAUAGGGUUCAACGAUUGGUUGGAUUCGAACGCCGGCUUCUCCCACACCGAUGAAACGGUGUCGUUCUUCGUCGAUUACUUCGGCCGUCGGAAGGAUUUCAAAGGGAUGCAAGAGAUCAUCACCAAAUACAAAGGCAUCGCCGGAGCCAAAACGCUAGAGUCUGCAAUCGACAGGCUAGUCCGAGCAGGUCGACCUAAGCAGGUCGUCGAGUUUUUCGAGAAAAUGGAGAUCGAUUACGGAUUGAAACGCGAUAUGGAAUCACUCACCUUGAUCGUAGAGAAGCUCUGCGAGAAAGGUCACGCGAGUUACGCGGAGAAGAUGGUGAAGAAGACUGCUAACGAGAUCUUUCCCGACGAAAACAUCUGCGAUUUGCUGAUUAGCGGUUGGUGCACCGCUGAGAAACUCGACGAAGCGACUAGGUUAGCUGGUGAGAUGGCUAGAGGAGGGUUCGAGAUAGGAACAAGAGCGUACAACGUGAUUCUCGAUUGCGUUUGCAAGCUCUGCAGGAAGAAAGAUCCGUUUAGGCUCCAGCCAGAGGUAGAGAAGGUUCUCCUGGAGAUGGACCAGCGUGGUGUGCCGAGAAAUACAGCGACUUUCAAUGUGUUGAUCAACAAUCUGUGCAAGAUCAGGGGAACGGAAGACGCCAUGAAGCUGUUUGGGAGGAUGAGUGAAUGGGGAUGUCAAGCAGAUGCUGAGACUUACCUUGUUCUGAUCAGAAGCUUGUAUCAAGCAGCUAGGAUCGGUGAAGGAGACGAAAUGAUUGACAAGAUGAAAUCAGCUGGUUACGGUAAGUCUUUGGAUAAGAAAGAGUAUUACGGGUUUAUGAAGAUAUUGUGUGGGAUUGAGAGGCUUGAGCAUGCGAUGAGUGUGUUCAAGGCUAUGAAAGCUGAUGGAUGCAAACCUGGGAUCAAGAGUUAUGAUUUGUUAAUGGGGAAAUUGUGUUCGAUGAACCAGCUAAUGAGAGCUAAUGGUUUGUAUAAAGAAGCGGCGAGGAGAGGUGUCGCUGUGAGUCCUAAGGAAUAUAGAGUUGAUCCGAGGUUUUUGAAGAAGAAGACGAAGGAAGUUGAUGGUAAUGUGAAGAAGAGAGAGACUUUGCCUGAGAAGACUGCGAGGAAGAGGAGACGGCUCAAGCAGAUCAAUAUGAGCUUUGUUAAGAAACCGCGUAAUCAGAUGAGACGAAGAAUGUGA
This is a messenger RNA of Microthlaspi erraticum, 1563 nucleotides long. NCBI's taxonomy places the organism in Eukaryota, Viridiplantae, Streptophyta, Magnoliopsida, Brassicales, Brassicaceae. The record is from the annotation of a GenBank genome assembly.